AUGACCUCGCGGGGCGCGACGACCUACAGUAAGUCUAUUGCCCCUUUGAACGUCUCAUCCCGCACCCGGGAAGCUGGCCGGACAUUGCCAUUGCCCUCUGGCGAUUCGGCCUGUACUCCUCCCGACAUUGACCGGGUGGAUUCCCCCGAUUCUGGCAAGCCUGGGAACGCCCCGGGCAUGCUUGGUGCAUCUGACUCUGGAGGGUUCUUUGCGGGCUCUACAAGCGCCUUCUCUCACAUAAUUACAGAGUCUCGCGACGAUGAACGGGCUGAAGGCUCGGGGUCAUCCCAUGACAAUCUAUCAUCAUCAUUGCGAGCCAUGCAGGAGAACUCGGCACCGUAUCAGAGUUACGACGAAGACCUUAUCUCGUUGCUCCCACCAAUACAUACCGUCGACGGCCUUGUCGACUACUACUUUGAGUACUGCAACUGGAUAUACCGGCACGUGAACCAGACGGCCUUCACGCGCAACUGGGCCCGGUUCAAGUCAGGAAGCGGGGGCAACCGAGUCACCCUUGCGACUGUCUGCAUCCUCAUUCUCCUUGCUGUUCGGUACCUGCCAAGCGGUCACGCGCUUCUCACGAGCCUGCCUGGCACGAGUGAGGAGCUCGAGGCGCGGUAUUACGGAGUCAUGCGCGAAGCCCUCCAGCGGCAUUUCCGUGACUUGCGGAGGGACGGGCUAGGGAAGGGGUACAACCUCGAUUUGUUGGAGCUGCUGCUAGUGCGCUCCCACUACCUGACGUUCCGCAAGGAAGACCCCGAGGAGACCUGGGCGAUCAAGGGUGAACUCGUAAACAUCGGCACCGCAAUGGGUCUGCAUAAGGACCCCGGCGACACACGUUUCAAUCAAGAAGAGGCCGAACGACGGCGGUGGGCGUGGUGGCACAUCAUCCUGCUCGAGAGAUGGCAGGCCUUUAUGUUUGGAAGGCCUAUAGCAAUUGCAUCCAACCACUUCAACACCCGAUUACCAUCUUAUUGCGACCCUGCCCUCGACCAGUCAAGUCGCCUAUAUUUACCAAACCUAGCGCUCUUUAAGCUGGCUUAUAUUCUCAGCGAUAUCAUGAACGAUGCCGUGUCGUUCCAGCCAGUGUCUUAUUCGUCCGUACAGGAGAACGACCGGAAACUGAUGAAAUGGUACGAUGAAAUACCGCCAGAACUCAACUUGGAUGACUACAGAGUAGCACGGUCAUUAGGCAGUCCGAUCACCUCCGUUCGUCGGCUUGGUGUUCAAAGCGUCAUCAUACGCACGGCCUAUCACCACAUCCGCUUCACCCUUCAUCGACCCUAUGCCAACAUCGCAUCCUCCCUCAGCAUCGCUGUGAGCGCUGCCAGUCAGCUCAUCACGCUUGUCGGUCAAACUCGUCCCGACUUCCUCUCCAAUACUGCGCUGGCGGUCCCGGGUCAUAUGAACUGGGGUCCCUUCCACGUCUUCAGUGCGGCGAUGUUCUUCUCCUUCCAGCUCAUCUCGCGCCCUGAACAGCCCGCGGCGAACCUUUUCCGAGACAACAUCAGGAAGGCGAUCGCUUGCCUCGAGCAGAGCCAGUGGAUGCCUGUCGCAGACAAGGCACUGACGAUCCUGCAGGCACUCGCGCCGCUGUACUCGGACGAGUUCGCGGCCGAGCCACCAAUCGAGCAGAAGCGCAAGAAGUCACAGGUGCUCAACCUCGUCAAAACGCUCGCGUUCCCGUACCAAGACAACCCGGGUGCCCGGGGCGACUCCUCUGCGGGCUCGUCGCCCUCGCUCAGCAUGCCUCCGCCCGGCACGUCCGACUCGCCGACGGUGGCGCACUCGUUUGGGCCGCAGAAGACGCAGAUACCGACGUCGUCUGUACGCUGGACCUCGCCGGGCACGGCCGCCGGUAUGCAGCAACAACAGCAACCACAACAGGGCUACGCCGCCCAGAGCCCGCCACCCAACUCCAUCCCUGAAGGCGGCGUCGUGCACCCCCAUCACCAUCACCACCCCCACCACCACCAGCAGCCGGAGCUUCAGUACCAGCAGCCGUCGCCCGUCGCCCCGCCCUAUCCGAGUGCACACUACGGUAUGCAGCCGCACCCGUCCACGCCCACAAGCGCCGCCGCCGUGCACGAGCAGAGCUUCUUCAUGCACCCGCCUGCGGAUGAGGGCUCGAUGUGGGGUGCGUCCGUCGGGUUCGGGCUAGGCGAGUGGGCGCAGUUCCUCGAUGUCAUGCAGGGUCCAGAACCGCGGAUGCGAAACCUGGUGAACAAGUAG
Phanerochaete carnosa HHB-10118-sp is the source of this 2232-nucleotide messenger RNA. RefSeq lists its product as uncharacterized. Gene Ontology annotation, biological process: DNA-templated transcription. The record is from RefSeq and is a predicted model, not a curated record. Lineage: Eukaryota; Fungi; Basidiomycota; Agaricomycetes; Polyporales; Phanerochaetaceae. The coding region runs from base 1 to 2232 and encodes 743 amino acids. Gene Ontology annotation, molecular function: DNA binding; zinc ion binding. The transcript has 4 exons.